GAAGUUAAGUAGCUACAUACUUCACCAGGACUCGAACAAAAUGGAAAUUACAUUUUCUUCUCUGUCGUUUUAACAAAUCACGGCGUCUGCAACAUUUUACAGACCGACACCGAAUGUCACACGACAAUGAAUAGAAGUGAGAGAUAACAGCACACGCGUUUCCAAACAUGAACAUCGAAGUGGAAAUUAUCGAGUUCAAGGUACCCUACGAAAACAACAAAACCAUUUUUGUUUGGGGCAUCCAGCCUACGUUUACUGAGGCCUUUAUUUACGAGUCUGUUUGGAAGGCGUUCUCUGCGUUUGGACCUCUGUACCUGCUCAAGGUGUGUCCAAACGCAGCCGUAGCGGAACCAGGGUUCUACGCGCUGAUCAAGUACUUCUCUGCUGCUCAGGCCUCGCAGGCCCAGAGAGCCAUGGAAGGAAGAGGCCUGUUCCAGACCACGCCACUGAGAGUCAGGGUGAGCACCAAGAAGCUGCCCUCCUUCCUGUCUGACCCCUCGUCCCAUAGGCCCCUGAGCCACAGCCGGUGUCAGGACCUGGCCAACCACUACCUGGGCUUCAACGGCUGGUGCACACGAAUCAUCACGGUGAAGGACCUGUCCAGUGAUGUAGAUCAGCUGGGUGCCCCAGCCCCAGCCCCAGGCCCUGCCCCAGCCCCAGGCCCAGAGGCGUCUCCCCAGGAGAGGAGUCUCCGCUACGGCUGCAUGGUGGAGCUCUCCUUCCCCAAACACCAGCUGAGCUGCUGGGGGGUGGGCAUCGCUGAGGAGACCUUCCUCGUCUCCAGCCCAGAGGUGGCCCUCCUGAAGAGAGGGAAGCUACAGAGGUGGGCCAGAGACAAGGCUGUCGUCCAGGCCUUUGAGAAGGUGCUCCUGCUGACGCUGGGUAACGGGAAAGUGGUGGUUGAGGUGAGGGUGGACAGAGACGAGGUUCUACCAGAGGAACACCUGGAGGGACUCAUCCAGGUUAACAACAUGCCUUGGAGCCAAUUGAACCCGGAGGAAGAGGAGGAAGAGUGGGAUCUCACUGUCAACAUGUGACCCUUAGAGCAACAUUUCCAGAGGAGAAAAAGGAGGAGAGGAGAGGGGAGGAGGAGUAAGGAGUCCUUUCAGUAUCAGCCGCUCUACCCACCUGUACAGCUGCCCAACCUGUAACACGUUCCCCUUGUGAUUCCACUAUAGUGAUGUGUUAAGUCUUAGUGCUUCCCAAGUUAAGCAUGAGUUACCACUGUUCCUACUAAGUUUAUCAUUUGUUUUACCAGUAAUACGAAGUUACGUUUCUGUGUCACUACGGUUGUGCCUUGUGGUGAGUUCCCCCCAGUGCCAGGGGAUUAACAUGGCUCACCAGCUGUCUGCCAUCAAGCUGGGGCAAAUCAUUUUCUCAGUGUUGAAUUCCACUCCUCCUUCCUCUUUGUCUCUCUCUUUCUCUCUCCCUCUUGCUUUCUCUUCCCCUCUCUCUCUUUCCCUCUCUCUCUUUGAUCUCUCUCGCAUCAGUUUUUCCUUCAGUUUGCCACCACCUGCACUAUCUGGUGCCACUCUGUCCUGUCUUGUCUGGGAGAGUGCAACAGAAAGCCCGGAGGCCUCGAUUCAUAUUUUCUUAUUUACUCACUUGGCAAGAGGUAAAUGGCUUCUAGAGUGUUUGUGGGGUGAGGUGGUUUUGUUUGGCUGCAAAAAAGGAAACAUUGAUCCUGUUCUCAAAGAUGCAGACAAUCAAAUAACAAAAGUUUAGCUGAGACUAGUCUGAGUGAGUGAUAAUGUGUCAUGUUAAUUAAAGGCUCUUGAAAGCGUC
Messenger RNA from Osmerus eperlanus (European smelt), 1785 nucleotides. It is a transcript of the gene rdm1, whose product is annotated as RAD52 motif containing 1. Gene Ontology annotation, cellular component: nucleolus. The transcript has 7 exons. NCBI's taxonomy places the organism in Eukaryota, Metazoa, Chordata, Actinopteri, Osmeriformes, Osmeridae. The record is from RefSeq and is a predicted model, not a curated record. Gene Ontology annotation, molecular function: RNA binding. Bases 168 to 1037 code for a protein of 289 amino acids.